This is a messenger RNA of Danio rerio (zebrafish), 4936 nucleotides long. NCBI's taxonomy places the organism in Eukaryota, Metazoa, Chordata, Actinopteri, Cypriniformes, Danionidae. The record is from RefSeq and is a predicted model, not a curated record.
UACUGAACCAAUCCACCUGUUCAAACGAACCAGAGUCGUGAAUCGCACAUCAUCCCAAAGCCAGUGCAUGACAGCUGAGGAGAGCAGGAGGACCGCGACGCUCCUCAACCUCCCGCAUUCAUUUCAGUCAUAUCCAUACAGACAGCGAGCGAAGGCUGUGUUUAUUUAGAAAUUAUUUACCCUCUUUAGCUCGGAGGAUUCAUCCAGGGAGGUUGAAUGGAAGCCGCGGCGGCUGAAGGGGCGGCCAGUCUGUCCGAGGCCGGGGAUGGGAGUCCGUUAUCCGGGGCAACAGCAUCCGAGGACGCGGGGUCGGCGGACGACGUGGAUGCGGAUUCCAUAUCGAAAAAGGCUUUCAUCACAGAGAUGCCUUCAUCGUCAGGCCUGCCGUCUCAUGGGAAGAAGAUCGGACACAGAGGAGUGGAUGCUUCUGGAGAGACCACGUAUAAGAAGACCACAUCUUCAGCGCUGAAGGGGGCCAUUCAGCUGGGAAUUGGCUACACAGUCGGUAACCUGAGUUCCAAGCCGGAGCGGGACGUCCUGAUGCAGGAUUUCUACGUAGUGGAGAGCAUCUUCUUCCCCAGUGAAGGGAGCAAUCUGACACCAGCACAUCAUUUCCCAGACUUCCGCUUCAAAACCUACGCUCCCGUGGCCUUCCGUUACUUCAGAGAGCUCUUCGGCAUACGGCCCGACGACUAUUUGUAUUCGCUGUGUAACGAGCCGCUGAUUGAACUGUCCAAUCCCGGAGCCAGCGGUUCAGUCUUUUAUCUCACAAAGGAUGAUGAGUUUAUCAUUAAGACAGUCAUGCACAAGGAGGCCGAGUUUUUACAGAAGCUUCUUCCUGGAUAUUAUAUGAACUUGAAUCAGAAUCCUCGCACCUUAUUACCCAAGUUCUUCGGGCUCUACUGCGUACAAUCGGGUGGCAAGAACAUUCGAAUGGUGGUGAUGAACAACGUUUUGCCCAGGGUGGUGCGCAUGCACCUUAAAUACGACUUAAAGGGGUCCACAUACAAAAGGCGGGCAUCAAAAAAAGAACGGGAAAAGGCAAAACCAACUUUUAAAGACCUUGACUUCAUGCAGGAAUUACCAGACGGACUCAUGCUGGACACAGACACAUACAACGCCCUGGUCAAGACCUUACAGAGAGACUGUUUGGUCUUGGAAAGCUUUAAGAUUAUGGAUUACAGUUUGCUGCUGGGCGUUCACAACAUCGAUCAGGCGGCAAAAGAGCAGCAGAUGGAAGGAUCUCAGGGCAACAGUGAUGAAAAGAGGCCGCUGGCACAGAAAGCGCUUUACACCACUGCCAUGGAGUCCAUACAGGGAGCGUCGGCCUGUGGAGAGGGCAUCGACACCGAUGACACGAUGGGUGGCAUUCCUGCAGUCAAUGGAAGAGGAGAGCGUCUGUUACUGUACAUCGGAAUAAUCGACAUCUUGCAGUCGUACAGGUUAAUAAAGAAGCUGGAGCACACAUGGAAAGCUCUGGUCCAUGAUGGGGACACGGUGUCUGUUCACAGACCGUCUUUCUACGCCGACCGCUUCCUCAGGUUCAUGAGCUCUACUGUGUUCAGAAAGACUUCCUCAUUAAAAUCGUCUCCGUCAAAGAGGGGUCGGGGGGGUCUGGCGGUGGGCAAAUACUGUGGACCCGGAGCGGCCUGGUCUGCCAGCCAGCUGCCCUUCAUGAGGGACGAAAACAUCUACGACCUCAGAGGAGCCCGCAGCUUCCCCACACUGGAGGAUGAUGGUCGGGCAGAUGUUCUUCCCUGCACUCCUCCUUCAUUCGAGGAGGCCACCACAGCCUCCAUCGCCACCACCCUCUCCUCCACCACCUCUCUGUCCAUCCCUGAACGCUCGCCUUCAGACACCUCUGAACACCCGAGAUACAGGAGACACACACAAUCCAGCCAUGAAGAAACUAUGCAGGAUGAAGACCAGCAGACCAUCACGGUGGAAGUGGAAGUGGAAGGACGAUAUGAUAGCGAACCCACACUCGUGGCUCCCCAGGUAUCGCCGGAGAUCAGUGAAGCUGCAGAGACUAUUCCAGAAGCCUCGUCCUCCUCCGUCCCGGCGAGUCCCAGGAUCGUGGUGGAGUCUGACGGCGGCAGUCAGGCCUCAGGCUGUACAAGUAGAGCCUCGGUGGACGAGGAGGAUGACGUGCCAAUCACAGACAUUUAUUUUUUCUGUGAUGGCAGCGUCCAUGUUUGUCCGCCCGCCACACACAGAAGAAGGCAUAUUCCUCCAGAAGACAAAAGCUGGGUUUAUUCUCCUCUGCAUUUCAGCUCAGGGCCUAAAACCCUGCCCGAGGAUGAAGGGGAAAGUGAAACAUAAUCAGACCUCAGGAGAGAAGGGCAGCUAAAGGUUUGGACUCUUCAGAUGAAUCAUGUCGGAUGGACGCUGCUGUCAGAUGUUUCCGCAACUGCUUCAUCUUCAUCGUCCUGUCAUCUAUUCCACAAACAGAACCAAGCGAGUGGUAAUGCCAUUGUAUAGAGGUAUUUAAAAGUAAUAAUGAAAGUUUUUGUUUGAUUGUGUUAAAAGUUCUGUUCUUUUAUUUUAUUAAGUACUGUGAAAUGUGUUCAUCCAAGUAAGUUCUGGGACUCAAGCCUCUCCUCAUUGGCAUUUUUUUUAUUUUUUUUAUUUUGGAGGUAGGCUGAGAGUUUUGUUGACAAAAUAAAUGUAUUUGUAUUUAUUUUAGUUUGGUUAUUGGCAUCAUUACGAAAUUGUUGAAAAAAAUUGUAAAUUCAUUCGCACUGAUGCAAAUGGGCGGACGGUUCAUAUGAAUAGGUUGCAGUUUUUGCUAAUUUAAUAUGUUUUGGAGGGAUUUUAUGGAAGCUUGUUUGAAAAAAGUGUCUCUCAGAAUUCUGACUAUUUCUCGCAAAUUCAGUUUUGCAGAAGCAUUAUAUUUGGAAUUGGGAAUAAACAAGUUUGACUGUAUUAUUUGUCACUGUUUUGUAAAAAGUUUAGCAUUUUUCAUAAAAAUGUACAAAUUGGGGAAAACCCCUGUAAACUCACAGAGGAGAGAAAUAGUUGCAAUUCCUUUUGCAAAUUUGAAUCUCGCGAUUUCAACUUACAAACAUCCAAUUUCAUGUUCAUGUUUCAUCAUGUUCAAUUUCAUUUUCAAGUUGUGAGAAAGUCAACUCUAAAUUACAAGAAACAAUUCUGACUGGUCUGGAGUUAUCUCAGUUUAUGGUAAACUAUUUAAAAUUGUGAAGGAUGAACUCAGAGUUCAUAGAAAAAGUAGAUAGAAACAGAAUUCUGAUCAAUGAACUGUAAAGAUAAGUGAGAGACACUAAAAAUAGAUUUUUUUUUUGUUUGUUUUCCAAAAAUUGGCUUUUUUUCCUCAGAAUUGUAAUUUUAUAUUUCCCAUAUUUAGCUUGUAAACAUUUCAAGUCGAUUUCUAUUUUUUCCUUUUUAAAACUGCAACAUGAAAUGUAAAUCUGCAAUUAUGAGUAGUCGCAAUUCCGAUUCAGUAUCUUUUUUUUUUUAUUUAAAAAAAAAAUCAAAUGCAAUUGCGAGAAAUGGUCACAAUUCUUAUUGGUAUAAGUUUUGCAACUUUGUAUCUCACAAUUUUAGCUCAGAAAUUUUGCUUUUACGAGUUUGUAUCACAGGUCUGAGAAAACGAUUAAAAGAUGCAAUAUUGCACAAUAUGUGGAAUAUAAACCGUUUAUAGAAAAAAAAAAAUCUGAUACAAACAGAAUUGCCAAAAAUAAAAAGUCUUGCAAUUUUGGCUUUUUCAAAUUUUCCUAAGAAUUGGGAGCUGUGUGUCUGGACUGUAUGAACAGAGUUAAACUCAGAAUUCUGAAGAAAAAGGUGAAAUACUAACUCAAAUGAAAGGAAAUAAUUUGUUGAAAUUGAGAGAAUACAAAGUGGAUUGUGAAAUGUAAACCUAUAUAUAUAUAUAAUCCUGUACAAUUUGGUUUGUUUUUAUUGGUUCAUCAGAAAGAAAGAAAAAGAACCAGCAAUAGUGUGUGCAGUGUUUGAGUUUGGUGAAAGUGCAACAAGUAUAUUGUGUGAUUUUCACCAACAACCAAAGUCCAUUUUUCCACGUUUUAAUUUAGAAAUUAGGAUCCACAAUGGAUUGAAAUAGUUUUAAAAUAUAUAUAUGUUUACCCGUUUUGUUUUUAUAUACAUUCCAUUGUCCAAAUAAGUUAUUUAUAACGCACCUAAAUCCAUUAAUAUCAUCAGAACCUAAUUACAGAGACAUGUUAAAUCGGAAGACGGGACCAAACUUGUGUUGGAGGCCAAAUAUCGCAAUCAUUUCACCACAGAAAUAUUGAAGGUCAGUUGUAUAUCAACAUGUAUAGGCUGUGCGUGUGUGUUUGUGGUUGCGAGUGUGAAAAUGUGCGACACGGAUUCUUAUAACGUGCAGUGGCCAGUUGCUAUUUGAUAUUGCUGUCGUAUCUGAAGCGACUACUACAGCAAUAUAUCUGUAAAGUGUAGCACACGCAUAUUUAAGUUGCCUUAUAUUCUUGCCAACCUACAGUUAGAAAAAUACUCACCAACUCAGUCUCUCUUUCUCCCACCCUAUGAUAGUGUCUUAGAGAAUUUGUAUAUAGAUAUUUAAAUACAUAUAAAUUAUAUUUUAAAUGUUUUUCGAGGGUUUAUUUCGCACGAGUGGCUUGCAGAAACCCACCCAUUCUUCCAGCUGGUUUUUUUUUUUUUGUAUCGUGUAAACUUCAGUUGGGAUGGUAAAGUCUGUACCGUCUCAGACAUACAAUUGUAUCAAUCGCUUGCUCUUCCAAAAAUUGAGCUGUUUUGUGUGUAUGUGUGUGGUCAAAAGAAAAACAAGCUGUGUGCCCCCCUUCGAUAGCAAAAGAGCAUGGCAAAAUGUGAGUAUUUGCAUUGAUGUACAGCAUAGACAGUUACCUCUAUGAAGAAGACCACCACCAAUGGACUGAUGUGUGUACAUUUUGUUCAGAACCUUCAAAUAAACAACUUGAUUCAC